Molecule: messenger RNA, 2331 nt
Organism: Octopus sinensis (East Asian common octopus)
Lineage: Eukaryota; Metazoa; Mollusca; Cephalopoda; Octopoda; Octopodidae
Product: adhesive plaque matrix protein 2
Exons: 5
Coding region: 287-1519 (410 amino acids)
Biological process (GO): toll-like receptor signaling pathway; immune response
Cellular component (GO): membrane
Molecular function (GO): transmembrane signaling receptor activity
Source: RefSeq, a predicted model, not a curated record
UGUCACACGACGCCCACAUAAGUAUGUGUAAGUCAAUUUUGACCAUAUUUUCGCUACUAUAUCCGUCUGUAAUUUAAAUUAGCUCCUUUGGGAUUACAACUAUUGAAGCACUAACCCUACUGCUGCUGCUAUUGUUACUAUAAUUACUAAUACUACUACUAUUACUAGCAGUAGAAGUAGUUUGUCGAAUAUGUUUACUCUCCAUUAUUGUAACAUAUUCUGAAUCGUCAACCUAACUGAUUUCUCAAUCUCAGUCUUGCAGAAAUAUUCAAAACCAAAAUUCAAGAUGGAAAUGUCAACCGCAAAGUUGUUAAUAUUUUCUUUGUCUUUUAUUGCAUGUUUCCCUGUUAAUGAAACGGCAAUAUGUACCUAUAAUGUGUGCUCGUUUCAUGACCCAUGCAAGAAUGGAGGAACCUGUAAACCAAAUAGUGAAUGCAAAGCAGCAUGCAUCUGUCCGCCGGAGGUCGAUGGAAAACAUUGUCAACAUAGAAAAUCACCCAAACGUUGUACAAAUGAAUGCACGCCAGACACAUGCCAUAAUCACGGCAACUGCACAUUUGAUACAGAAAGUUGCAAUAUGGAAUGCAAGUGUGAGUCUGGCUAUACAGGAAAAAAAUGUAAUCAUGAAAUGUGCGACGCAAUGGUUUGCGUUCAUGGUUCUUGUAAGAAAAUCAAUAAUGUGAGGUCUAAAUGUCAAUGUGAUGAUGGUUGGAUUGGAGAGACGUGUAAUAUAGGUUGUACCCGCAACUGUUUACAUGGAGAAUGUUUCCUACACCGUGGAGAGGAAAUAUGUGCCUGUGAGGGCCAUUAUAAGCCAGAUUCAAAUUGCACCGAAGAAGAAAUACCACCGACUACAGUAGAAGAAUGGGACAAGCGUUACUUGGGUUUCCUCGCCAUUCCAUUAUUAUUGUCCUUCGUCCUCGCAGUGUCGGUGUAUGUCAUGUGGAGAUACAGAUUCACGUUCAUUCUCAAGAUAAUCUACACAUUCCAGAAUUAUGAAGACCAUGAUGGUAAAGAGUAUGACGCUUUCAUCUCGUUCCGUUCUGCAACAUCGGAUGAAUAUUGGGUAUUUAACACACUGUUUCCCACCCUAGAGAAUGAAAUGGGUUUUAAAUUGUGUGUCCAUUUCAGAGACUUUCUUGUCGGUGAAACUAUUUGCAACAACAUAAUUAAUGCUGUAGAGAAGAGUAGACGAACAAUCCUAAUUCUGUCCCCUGAUUAUGUGAUCAGUGAAUGGACACGCAUGGAAUAUCAAGUUGCUCACCAGGAAAUGCUUAAGAAACGUCAAAAGAUCAUCCCAAUUAUAUUCCGUGACAUAAGUAUACAAGAACUGGACAAAAACCUUUCUUACAUCCUCAAGUCAAUCACCUAUUUGGAAUGGCCAGGGACCAGUGAACAAGAUAGUCCCAAACUUAGCAAAUUCUGGGAAAAAUUACGCUUAACGAUGCCGAAAAAACGAGAAAUGCUUAUUGAAGAUGACAAAAACACUCAAAAAGAUAGAGCAACUACUGUAGUGUAGGGUAUAUACAUGCAUAUGUAUGUGAGUAUGUAUAUAUUUGCAUCUAUCAUGCAUGUAUGUGCGUCUGUGUGUAAUAAUCUUUCUUUCCAUAGCAUAAUAUAUUUUUGAAAAAGAAAACAAUUUAACAUGAACACACAGUUUUCUGCUUUCUUUGAUGUUGUCAUUCUACACAAGAAUGACUUAAGAAUAACUGCAAUUCAGUACUGAGUAGACACACACCAAGAUGAACUGCCGAACGCAUCAAAAAAGACUUUGUCAUCAAAUUCAUUCUACAGAGCAAUUCGUUUGCCUGUAUGCUGAUCCAUUGAUCAGCAUACACGCAAAUAUGAGGAACGGCAAUGAGUACGAAGGUAGCCUCCACAUAUGCCAAUUUAGUCAACGGAUUCCCAUGAGCUGAAGAUUUACAACCAUUCCCUUCUUCUAUUCGGAGAUACAUUUCAUACACAACUUAAAAAUAACUGGAAAAGAUACUUGGACGAUUGCUUUAUCUUAUGACAGGAUAAUCUUGAUAUACUUACAGAAUUCAAAAAUAUGCUGAUCGACCUAAUCAGCGACUUCCAAUUCAUAAUGGAGUUUAACUCUAAGGAACUUUUCUUUCUAAAUAUCUCAAUCCCCAGCAGUGAUGACAAAAUAGAAAGGGAUAAGCUCUAUAAAACCAUGGACUCCAAGCAGUGCCUUCUGUUGACCCACAACUCACAAAAUUGGACAUUCCCUUUAACCUAGUAAAGCGAAUACGUAAAAUCGUACCAGACUCACCCACUUUUUAAUACAAUAUAUACAUACAGCUAACCAUUUUCUGGAUAAAAAAGAAA